Molecule: messenger RNA, 5363 nt
Organism: Linum tenue
Lineage: Eukaryota; Viridiplantae; Streptophyta; Magnoliopsida; Malpighiales; Linaceae
Source: the annotation of a GenBank genome assembly
GCGUCUCUCUCUCUCUCUCUCUCGGGCCAUCUCUAGAGAAGUGCCGGAAACUCCAAGAAAAAGCUUGGCCGUCGACUUUGCUGAAAACCGCAAACUUUCCUCACUUCCACACACUCCUUCGCCUGAAUGCUCACCGGAAUCGCCGCUUCCAGAUUCCGACUGGGCCUCAUGCCAGGCGCUGCGGCGAUGUCGUCUUCUACCAAGUCCUCUCUCGCCCUGAGAAAUCCUAGCUUGUCAUAUUCUUCGUGCUCUACGCUCUUCAAUGGCCGCCGUGGAGGUGGAGGAGCUGGAGUAAUCGGGAGAAGUCGCGUUAGUUUCAGCUCCCCGCUCGUUCGCGGUGUUACGCUUCGUUGUUUCGCUUCAUCUUCUUCCAGUUCUAAUCGAGUUAAAGUUCAGAGUCCGAUUGUUGAAAUGGACGGUGAUGAAAUGACUAGGAUCAUCUGGAAAAUGAUCAAAGAUAAGCUGAUAUUCCCGUAUCUUGACCUGGAUAUCAAGUAUUUUGACUUGGGAGUAACUAAUCGUGAUGCUACUGAUGACAAAGUCACCAUAGAAAGUGCUGAGGCCACCCUCAAGUACAAUGUUGCUGUCAAAUGUGCCACGAUAACUCCUGAUGAGACUAGAGUGAAGGAGUUUGGCCUUAAGUCAAUGUGGAGGAGCCCUAAUGGCACGAUUCGAAACAUUUUAGAUGGUACUGUUUUUCGUGAACCAAUUAUCUGCCGCAACAUCCCAAGAAUUGUUGCAGGUUGGAAGAAACCCAUAUGCAUUGGUAGGCAUGCCUUUGGGGAUCAAUAUCGUGCCACAGAUGCUGUUAUAAAAGGUCCAGGAAAGCUGAAAAUGGUUUUCGUCCCAGAAGGUGGUGAUACCCCAUUGGAGCUUGAUGUUCAUGAUUUCAAAGGCCCUGGAGUGGCACUGGCAAUGUAUAAUGUUGACGAGGUUUAUUCAACCUCAUGCUACUUCUCCUUUUCUAUUCGAGCGUUUGCUGAGUCAUCAAUGACAAUGGCAUUGGCAAAGAAGUGGCCUCUAUACUUGAGUACCAAAAACACAAUUCUUAAAAAAUAUGAUGGCAGGUUUAAGGACAUAUUCCAGGAUGUUUACGAACAGAAGUGGAAGGAUAAGUUUGAAGAGCAUUCAAUUUGGUACGAGCAUCGGCUAAUAGAUGACAUGGUUGCAUAUGCGAUGAAAAGUGAAGGUGGAUAUGUCUGGGCUUGCAAAAAUUAUGAUGGAGAUGUCCAAAGUGAUUUACUUGCCCAAGGAUUUGGCUCGUUGGGUCUUAUGACAUCCGUGCUGAUUUCUUCUGACGGAAAGACCCUAGAAGCUGAGGCAGCUCAUGGAACUGUCACUAGGCAUUUCAGAUUGCAUCAGAAAGGCCAAGAAACCAGCACAAACAGUAUUGCUUCAAUUUUUGCAUGGUCGCGAGGACUAGAGCAUAGGGGAAAACUGGAUAAGAACGAAAGGCUGCUUGAUUUUGUUCAGAAGUUGGAGUCUUCAUGCGUUGAAACAGUUGAAUCAGGCAAAAUGACCAAGGAUCUGGCAAUCUUGGUCCAUGGCCCCAAGGUAUCAAGGGAACUUUACUUGAACACAGAGGAGUUUAUAGAUGCAGUGGCAAAGAAUCUGGAAUCAAAGCUCCGGGAACCUGCUGCAGUUUGAUGUGCAUAGCAUCCAGCUGCAUCUAGUUGUGGUUUGGAGAAAAACACGACCAAUUCAGACAUUUCCAUAAUGGGGUGAUAGGAGUUUAGCAUAGAACAUAUACUUGAAUUUCUCAUUUUCUUUGGAAAUAAAGUUGUAACGACGAUUCAGUUUCAACUUUGUGAUGGUCUUGUUCACAACUAACUAGAACAGAGGCCAUUGGGAUAUCGCCUCACAAUCAAUAACACUUGUAACACAUUCCUGAUUACGGCUCCUAUGACUCUUAAAACAAAAUUCUCAGAUCAUAUGACAAGAUCAUGUUUCAUAAACUGUCAUGAGAGAGAUACAGAAAUCCAUAUAACGCUCUUGGGCAGAGGUACAAGUGCACGAAUCAAGUGCGUCGGUGUUCGAUGGAUCACUGAAUGUACUUUGGGAUUUCCCCCUUCCUCAGCACACCAAGAGCAUAUUCAGCUGUGUCAGUGAGGUCCUUGAUAUUGUGGACGGAUCUCUCCUCGGAUCCCAGCAGGAAAAUGGCACGAACCUCAGCCUUCUUUGCCAGUCUUGCAGCUAAAUUCAAAGGCAAACUUGGAGAAUUCAGACUGCGCAAUAGUUGUCGGUAGAGAGACAGUACAUAUCCCCUAUUACUUGCGAAGUCCUCAGCUGCCGCCCAAAUCUUCAGGCCUCUCGCUGCCAUACCUGAAAUGGUGAAACAAAGGAAAAAUCAAUUGUGAGGAAAAAUAAGACCAAAAGGCCAAAUCCAAUAAAAACCGUCAUGACAAACACAUUCAGCUAUACAAACUACUGCAAAACCACGAGACCCUCAGACAAUUGAUCGAACACAUGGCGUGCGCCUUCAAAUUCAUUAAUUCUCUUGUUAACACAAGCUCAACUCAAGUACAUAUUCUACCGACAGAAUUUCGCAUUCCAGGCACAAUUUCAGAAGCAAGCAAGACCCGAUUCCCUCAUUUUCUCUCAAUACUCACGCAUCCCAUAAAGUACCCAAAACAGUGUAGUUACCCAGGUUUAUGAUAAUAUAUAAACCUGAAAUGCCAAAACUGCAGCGAGAAAAAGGAUACUGAAGAAGUCGGAUCAAUGGCGCCAGGCGUCCACACUCUAGUAUAGGCCCCGGCGAACGACCUUGCCGGCAAUCCGGAUGCGACGGCUCUCCUCCAAACUCCCCCUCACUUCCGGCGGCUCUUGUUCGGUAUAACUCGCCGUGCUGAAUGACCUCACUUUCGCUCUGAAAUUAUUUGUCUUUAGCGGUUUUGCCACGAAAAAACGCCAUAUUUCAAGCCCAUUCCUCUAUUGGGCCGCGAGCUAGUAAUGGAAUACCCAUUUCCGGCCCACACCGGAUCCAGCUCUUGAUCAGUCUCCUCUCCACUUCCUCCUCUCCGUCGAGUAUUCUCGCCUUCGCAGAGAGCACGAGACAGUACACGAGGGUUUUGGAAAUCUGAGAGAGAGAGAGAACUGUACAUGCAGGAAGCAAAGAACCUCAAUUACAAGAGAGGGAAGAAGAUCGGCGUCAAGCCGCAAAAUUCUCCGUUUCUGCCUCUCCCUUCGUCGUGAGAUCUAAGAAUAUGUAGAGAGAGAAAGAAGAGGCGAGAGGGAAACUUCAACAGAUAUCUCCCCUGUCUCACACCUUCUCCUUACUCUAUCGCCCUCUGCACCUUGUCCCAUCGCCCAUCACCGCCACUCACCGCCGGUCUUCAACUCUCCGGAAGUCGUCAAAGAUGACAGACAAAAGAACAAAGUUGAAGGUGUUAGUAGGACCAAUUUUGCCAGCUCUCCACCCAGACCACGACCACCCACAGACAGCAGGUGGUUCUGGGAACCCUAGACAACAACCGGAUGGUCACUCGUCUACUGCACCGGCUGACUUUGUGGUAAUACGACGUGGGCCAAAUGGUCGUUUCACAUCUGCCCACCACGCUGAUGCUGAGGCUAUCCGUAGCAAGAAGAAGAAGAAGCUGAUGACGAGAGACGGGACGACAAGAGACGAGACGUGGGUUCUUACAGAGCCGGCUCCUGGCGGGCCUGAGGAUCCUACCCUGAUCCCUAGUUUUAAGGGUCACGCAGCAUUUCGAUUGUGGACUCAACCCGAGCUGGCCCGAGGGUCGAUCGGGUACUACUCUCAUGAUAGGGGAUUGGAUUUCCUCACACGCUACGAGUUUGCGAGCUCCGGUUCCCUGGAGUUGGUCCAGGGCACAGGGUUGUUUCACUUGCGUGAGUGCGUGACGCGCAACCUGAAUCGUCCUUUGCUUACGGCGUUUGUGGAAAGGUGGCAGCCCGACACCAACACAUUUCACAUGCCGUUUGGAGAGAUGACGAUCCUAUUGCACGAUGUUUUCCACAUUCUUCGGAUUCCCGUAGAUGGAGAGUUGCUUAGCCGUGGAUGCGACUCAUUCCCUGGCUUUCUUGGACUCACAAUGGACGAUUUGGUGAGGCUUGUUGAUAUUGAUAGGGGGAAGAGUGUAACAACUCAUGUUCACCAGCACAGAAACAAGGACUCUGAGGUGAAGCAUUAUCUAUUAUGUUUGUUGGGAUCUAUAUUAUUUAUGGACAAGACUAGAGAUCGCGGCGUUCUUGAUACGAUCAACCUGUUCGUGAGAGAUCACGAGCGAGUCAAGAGGUACGCUUGGGGGGUUGGUACACUUGCUUAUUUGUAUAGGCAACUAGGUGUGGCAUCUCGAGCUAUGAGCUAUGCAGUUGGUGGUUGCUUAACACUCCUACAGGCAUGGAUUUAUGAGUACUUCCCGAGUUUGCGGCCUACUGGAUACGAGCCCCCAACACUGAAAGAUGGCGAGGCUCUUGCUUUUAGGUGGAAGGGAGCACGUUUAGAAGGAGGGCACAGGCCAGAUGCUAAGCAGUUGCAAUACUACCGUCUGAUGUUGGACGAACUGACAGCUGAGGACGUGACGUGGCUUCCAUAUGGUCAAAAUCCUGGCCAAGUGGUUCCGUUGUCUUUGUACCAUGGUGUGAUCCGAUUUGGCGAUGUGGGGGAGAUGUACGAUCCCGGGCGGUGUCUUCGACAGUUUGGAUACAGACAAGUAGUUCCCAUUCACCCUAUUAAACCAGCUUACGCAUUUCGUCCUGCCUCUGGCAUGGGCUAUGACGUGCGGUUCGAUUCCGUCUUGGAUAAUUUUUGGAGCUACCGUCACCGCCACACGUUGCAAUUGGAUACCAUCUCUGCACCUGCUCAGCCUUUGUGGGAGGCCGACGAGGACUACUCAGACUGGUAUUUUAAGCAUUCCCACCCGUUCAUCGUCAAACCCCACGGUAUGGAAGAUCCUCGGGGGAAUGCAAUCGCCUAUAAGCUGUCUAUCCAGAUUAUAGAGAAUCUCCGUCCCAUGCUUACGGCCGACGAUGACACUCUGCCUCCUCAGUUCUUGGAAAUGAUUCGUCGUGCUCGUGGAUUGCUCGUCGAGUAUGACCGGCGGAAAGCACGAGGCCCACCCACUCAUAGUAGUCUUGUGUAGAUUUUCAGUAGUUUUUGGGUAGUUGGUCGUUUUAAUUUAGUCCCUUUCUCAUGUCGUUUUAAUUUAGCUCUCCCGUAUCAUCUAUCAUAUGCAUGGUGAUUGUACAAUGAGGGUUCGUGGACCUUUGAUUGGCUGGGUGGUUGUGUAUCCAUUGAUAUAUAGUUAUAUACACGCAGGAGAUGAGUAGUUUGCCCAGUCACUUGUGUACGUGUACAUUGUGUAGUCUGCUUGAGCUUUUGCUGAGUCAUCAAUGACAGUGGC